GAUACACCAGCAAUGAACUAAAUGUUGCGAGACUUUUAUUUGAUUGAUGAAAUCCACCGGAAGUUGUACAUUGUGGCUCGUUUCUCUCUUGUGUUUCAAAGAGGAAAGCGGGAAACAUGAAGCCCGAAGAUGGUACCCCUCCUCGCAGGCGGUCGGCGAGGCUUUCUGGACCAGAGGAGAAACCUGUCGCGAGACAUACGUUCACCGUGAGGAAGAUUGUGCCACGAAAAACACAGACCUCAGAGGUUAACAAGGAGAAUGUCGAGAGGCUGUCCAAUGUGCCUGAGAAGAGGCCUAAAGUGUCCACACCAAAACCAGUGGUAUCUACACCAAAACCUGUGGUGUCUACACCAAAACCUGUGGUGUCUACACCAAAACCUGUGGUGUCUACACCAAAAUCUGUGAUAUCUACACCAAAACCUGUGGUAUCUACACCAAUACCUGUAGAUGCCCCACCUCCAAGGCCCACCAUCCUGUCACCUAUCCUGGCCCCCCAGAGCCUGUCCCCUCCCCCCUCGGCCCCAGAGAAGGACCAGGAUGAGGUGUGGAGCCAGAAGGUGCGGCGCUCCUACAGCCGCCUGAGCGGAGACGCGUCGUUCAGCAGCCCCGGUCAGCAGAGCCCCGGCUCAUCGGUGGCGUCGCGACGGGAGACACUGUUUGGGUUCGAGAAGAUGCAGACUCCUAAGGUGAUGCGGUCUAUGUGUCUGUCAGCCACAGCCCCCCAGGCCUCCUCCUCGCUGUGUGGAGUGGUGUCCUUAAACCUGUCGGAGGCAGAGGACAGCGUGAAUCACUCCGUAGAACCGGACUACAACAUCCCAGGUGUGGUUAUAGCAAAGAAGCAGUCCAGGAAGAAGAGAGUGCAGCCAAUGAAAACGUCUGAACUGGAUGACCUCGCCGCCCAGAUGAACGCAGAGUUUGCUGAGGCAGAAGACUUCAUGUUGGUGGUUGAAUAGGUGGCGUUUUCACAUGAGUUCAUGUAUUUUGUGUCUUGGCAAACCCAUCAGUGAUUAAGGUAAAGAUAACCUAAACAACAUGGCUGCACUUCAACUUAGUCCAAACCUUGACACCUCCGCCCCCAAUGAUGUACAGGAACACUCUCAUGUGUGUGACUAGUUGCUUCUUUUUGUAGUUACUCUGUAUUAUAUAUGUGCACCUUUUCAUGUUUGUUUAAGCUUAUGCUGCAGUAUUGUCUGUAUUCCAACUAUCACUGUGUUUGGAGGAUGUAAUUUAAAAUGGUAUAUUAUGUCUGAAUUUAGUGAAGUUUGUCUGCAUCAAUAAACAUCUUUCUUUGUUCAA
Messenger RNA from Clupea harengus (Atlantic herring), 1296 nucleotides. RefSeq names its product cell division cycle associated 5 (gene cdca5). Gene Ontology annotation, biological process: positive regulation of exit from mitosis; double-strand break repair; mitotic metaphase chromosome alignment. The record is from RefSeq and is a predicted model, not a curated record. Gene Ontology annotation, cellular component: nucleus. NCBI's taxonomy places the organism in Eukaryota, Metazoa, Chordata, Actinopteri, Clupeiformes, Clupeidae.